AUGGAAAACAGCGCGCGGAAAGAUAACCAGGAGGUGUAUGUCGAUUCAGAGCGGGGGGUACCUGCCCAGUUUGGCCACGAAGGAACGCCUGCGACCCUCAAAACCGAAGCCUCCAACUCGGAAUUUGCGUUUAACCCAUGCGAGUGCCCAAAAGACACCUACACUCCCUCCUCGCUCGCCUACUCUGGCAGUUUCUAUGUUGAGGCAUCUCAGGGAGCGCCGUGCAGCACCGAAACACUUCUCAAUAUGAUUACUGAGAUUGUGGGUAUAUCCACAUUGCCACUUUCAGAAGUGCAACACAGCGGCAACAGUCGGGGAACUUAUCCAUCGCCUGCGCCGAUGGACAGCAGCAACGGCAAUUUUGGAGACCCCGGCGUUAAAAGACACUCCUACACCUGCUCCGGACCGACUCCCCCCCUAUACUCCCCGGACCAGACGUGCCAGAGGUAUGCUGAUGAUCAGUCCGCCAGUCAGGCUCUAGACCCGUCCACUUCGCAAUUGAGCUUCGGCUCCUCCCGAGCUCCAAACCAGAAGAAGGAUGAACCAAAGUCAGAGGCCGCUUCUUUCCCUGUCGUAGUCAAGAAUGAGUUUGAAAGCAGCUGCUACGAGUGGGGAACAUUCAGUAAGUCUGGUUGUUUGGAGACGAGUUUCCAGACAGAAACCUUUCCAAUGUCAAGUGAUUUCCCCCCUGACCAGCAGAUGGAUGUUAAGGAACUUUUAGACACAUUUCCCCCAAUCUGUCCCAACCCCGAGAUGGAGUUUAAAGUGGAGGGAGGUAUCAAACAAGAACCAUGUUUCUCUGAUACCUGUUCUCAGAGCUACUCAAGCCCCUUGUACAAUAAUUACCUCCCACCACUUCCGAUGGGCCUCUCCUCUAACCUGAAACCCUUCCCCGAGCCUCCGCAGCCAUCCAAUCAGUGUGAUUCCUUAUACACAUCACCAGCUUUACCGAGCACCAUAGACUCCAUCCUAUAUUCUUCCUUGUUGCCAGAUUCUUUCGCCCAAAGUUACACCCCCCGUGCGACGAAGACCACCAGGGCCAGAAAGAGCCCCGCCGCCUCUCACGGCCCAGCCAAAGAGAAACCCUUCACCUGCCCCAUGGAGAGCUGCGACCGGCGUUUCUCUCGUUCGGAUGAGCUCAACCGGCACAUCCGCAUCCACACGGGCCACAAACCUUUUCAGUGCCGCAUCUGUUUGCGCAGUUUCAGCCGUAGCGAUCACCUUACAACCCACACCAGGACUCACACCGGGGAGAAGCCGUUUUCAUGCGACGUCUGCGGCAAACGGUUCGCCCGCAGCGACGAGAGGAAGCGGCACGGACGGGUACACCUGAAACAGAAGGAGAAAAUGGAAAUAAAGCCACAAGUGACCACCGCUGCAUGGACUUUCACUCUUCCCGAGGGCAUUUGA
This is a messenger RNA of Pseudoliparis swirei, 1410 nucleotides long. RefSeq names its product early growth response protein 3. The record is from RefSeq and is a predicted model, not a curated record. NCBI's taxonomy places the organism in Eukaryota, Metazoa, Chordata, Actinopteri, Perciformes, Liparidae. Gene Ontology annotation, biological process: regulation of transcription by RNA polymerase II. The transcript is spliced from 2 exons. Gene Ontology annotation, molecular function: RNA polymerase II cis-regulatory region sequence-specific DNA binding; DNA-binding transcription factor activity, RNA polymerase II-specific. The coding region runs from base 1 to 1410 and encodes 469 amino acids.